AUGGUAAAGAGGCUCCCAGGGGCAGCUCCUCCUAUUCGAAGAAGUAAUCAGGUGUCCUACUCCGAUACACCUUUCGUGGAAGAGAUUGCUUCGGUGGAAAUGCCGCGUAAGUUCUCUUUCCCGAGCAUAAAGAUGUAUGAAGGUACUAGGGAUCCCGACAAUCAUAUUUCUCAGUACAAGCAACGCAUGCUAGCAGUAGUAAUCCCUCGGGAUGCACGGGAAGCUACCAUGUGCAAAGGAUUCAGAUCAACCUUGACCGGCCCUGCUCUCCAGUGGUAUAUCAACCUGCCUACCAAAUCCAUCAAAUCCUUUGCAGCUCUUAGCGAUAAGUUCGUAGAGCAGUUCGCUAGCAGGCGUGACCUAGAGAAGAACUCAGAUGAUCUCUAUGAGAUCCUCCAGCAUAGGAAUGAGCCCCUUCGUUCUUACAUAGCUCGCUUCAACCAAGCGAAGGUGGCUAUCCCUGAAUGGGAAGAAGACGUUGCUAGUAAGGCCAAAGCCGGCCCAAAAUAUGAUCAGAAGUCAUCAAAGCCUACAAGGAGUGACUGUGACAAACCUUCUCACUCUAAGUCCGCUAGGGAGACUAGUAACCCGAACAGGGGCAGGUAUCAGCAUCAACCUUUGCCUAGACCCGAAGGGAUGAUGGUAUCUACUUGGCCUGAAAUCUCCCAUCUUGCGAUAUCCAAACCGGAACUGAUCGGUGUCUUACGACAAAUGGGUCCUCAAGUUAAGUGGCCCCAUAAGAUGAAGGCCGCAGAGGCUAAUCAAAACCCCAAGCGAUGGUGCAAGUUCCAUAGUGACCAUGGUCAUACUACGGAAGAUUGCAUAGCCCUGAAGAUGGAAGUCGCCAAGCUCCUCAAGAAAGGCUACCUACGGGAGUUCCUCUCGGAUAAAGCCAAGAACCUUCUAAAUAAAGAAGGUCCCGGUCUCCCUAUUGAGAUGUCCUCCGCUCAAGAUGGCAAGAAGAACUCAGAUGUUGAGAUGACCGAAGCACCGUUGGCUCCAGUCGAUGAGUCCGUGCCUGAGCCUACUUGUGUUGCUGGCUUCCUUUGA
This is a messenger RNA of Raphanus sativus (radish), 1050 nucleotides long. RefSeq lists its product as uncharacterized. Lineage: Eukaryota; Viridiplantae; Streptophyta; Magnoliopsida; Brassicales; Brassicaceae. The record is from RefSeq and is a predicted model, not a curated record. The transcript has 3 exons. The coding region runs from base 1 to 1050 and encodes 349 amino acids.